AAAGCUGUCAGUGGGCUGCCUCAUAUAUUGGCCUGGUUAACACCAGACCUAAUCACAAGUGAGAUUAGGUCUGGGGAGUUGCCUAUUGUAAAUUUCGUAGGGGGCAGAAUACUUGGCUAUACACACUGCCCUGCUCUCUGAUUGGGCAGAGAAACUGUAAAGGUCGGAAUUCUUGGCCAUUAUGACACAGGGCCCAUGAUCUUGGACGUUAUGAGUCAUCCUCGCCAGACUGUCUUUCAGAUCGAAACGAUUGUGUAGAACUAAAGGCAGUAUGGGAGUUCCCAGGCUACCUCAUAUACAGUACAGAUACAUGAUUCCUUUCCAUUUCAGAGAAUGUGAUUGGCCACAAAGUACAUCUGCUGGCCACAUCUGCUGAUCCUUACAGCGCAACACGCCCAUGAUGCACAGUUCAACACGGGCGAAGCUCAAUCUUGAGCCAAAUACGUCAUAUAAAGGGGUUCAUUCAAUAUGCGGACUUGCAUACUCCACUUGUGCUUGUGGCCUGGUUCAAGUUGAAGGUCAAAGCUCGCACAUCCAGGCGUCUGACCUGGGAGCAUGGACCAAUAAAUAUCCAGAUAAAAAGAGAGAAAAGUCAGCUACAAUCAGGAUUUCAUGCUCCCAAUUAUUUUUAUUUUUAUUUUCCGUGACGUUUCGGGUAGAACCCUUCUUCAGACGUGCGUCUUGUGGCCUUUUGCCAGGAAAUAAUAUGUCAUGAUGACAUCACUGACAACAGCAUUGUAUUUCAAUGUCUCGGACAAGCUCAAUUGUUAAGUCAUUUUCUCAUUUGCUAACUGGAGGGUGAAUGCAAAAUAGUCCCCCAAAAGUUGCUGUGGCUAGGCUGACACCGGGGAAACUUUUUUUUUUCCACGGAGGCGUCAGCAAAACGAGAGGCCACAAUCAAAAGAGGAAGAAGCGAGUCAGCAUAGCCUAUUGGAAUGCAUCCAAACAAACUGUGCUUUCAGCUCUUCCUGCUUUAGUAGUGGACUCCUCCCACUUUUCUCUCUCUGGGAAACGAAACUGCUGUAUGCCCCACUUAGAGUGAGUCUACCUUAUGUAAGGACAGGCUGUGGUGACAUUAACAGAUUAAUAUGGCUGAAGCUGUUGUUGAAGAUCAGGAUCCUUUUCGUUGUUGUAUUUGUUUGGAGCCUCUGAGGGAUCCAGUCACCAUUCCAUGUGGACACAACUAUUGCAUGGACUGCAUAAGUGGUUGUUGGGAUCAAGAGAGUCAGAAGGGUGAGUUGUUCAGCUGCCCUCUGUGCAGGGAGACGUUUAGCCCACGGCCUGUCUUGAAGAAAAACACCAUGUUGGCUGAGCUGGUGAGCCAAAUGAGGAAGAGUAGCAGGUCUCCGAUUGCUUCUCCUCCCUCUCCUCUUGCUCUGUACGCUGAACCAGAGGAUGUGGAAUGUGACUUCUGCAGUGAGAAAAAGCUCAAAGCUGUCAAGUCCUGUCUGGUGUGUCUGCUCUCUCUUUGUCAGACACACGUUGAACCUCACUACAACGUCCCAGCCUUGAAGAGCCACAAACUGGUGCAGGCCUCCAGACAUCUACAACAGAAGAUCUGCUCUCAGCACGACAGGCUGAUCGAGGUGUUUUGUCGUACUGAUCAGAAGUGUAUCUGCAUGUUGUGCAUCAUGGAUGAACACAAAGGACAUGAAACAGUCUCAGCUGCAGCAGAACGGAAGGACAAAGAGACAGACUUGGGGAAGACAAGGACCAAAUUCCUGCAGAGAAUCAAGAAGAGAGAGAAGGAACGGCAGACAAUCCAGGAAGCUGUGGCAUCAUAUCAGCGUUCUGCCCAAGAGGCAGAGCAUCACAGUGAGAAGAUCUUCAAGGAGUUUCUGCAGACUGUUGAGAGGAGACGCUCUGAAGUGAAAGAGCUGAUCAGAGCUCAGCAGAAGGCAGCAGUGAAAGAUGCUGAAGAUGUUUUGGAGAAACUGGAGCAGGAGCUGGCUGAGUUGAGGAGGGGACAUGCUGAGUGGGAGAAGCUCUCACUUGAGGAAGAUCACGUCCAUUUCCUCCAGAGUUUUCAGGUCCUGAGGUCCUCUGAAUUAAAACCUUCCCCCAGCUUCAGUCUCAGUCCACAUAAGUCAUUUAAUGACCUGAAUAAAUCUCUGUCUGCUUUGAAAAGUGAAGUGGACGACCUCUGCAAAAAGAACAUGAUUAAUAUAUCUGGACAAGUGGCCAGUGUGGAGAUCAUCGUUCCACAGGAGCCAAAAACCAGGGAGGACAAGCUUAGAGAGAAAUACAGACAUUGAUCUCACAGAUGCAUGGGUAUUUCCUCUGCAACAUAUAAAACUCACAUAUACAGAAAGUCAAACUGUUUUUAUUGGUCAAAGUAAGAAGUUGGAAACAAAACCUCACAAUAAUAACAAAUUAGAACUAUUCAUUAAUGACUGUAAGAACACAAUGUAUACCUGUACAUAACACACAGGACAGGUUGUUGUCUGAGUACCCCUUGUGGUAAACAUCCGUCAUAACCAAUAAAGCAGAGAAUGUGAGCACAUUACAUUACAUUACAUUACAUUUAGUUGUCGCUUUCAUCCAAACCAACUUACAGAUAUUACAGGAUAUUGUUUACCGUCCUUUGCAAGAGUAUCAGUCCACAGUGAUGCAUGCUUCUUCAUUACAGUAGCCUAUUAGGCACCUUCCCCCUCAUUUUCCCUUUUCACAUCACAAUCGAUUUGUGCAUGUUGUGUGUCAGUUAGGCCACUUCAACAUUCAGU
Engraulis encrasicolus (European anchovy) is the source of this 2723-nucleotide messenger RNA. Its product is annotated as E3 ubiquitin-protein ligase TRIM47-like. NCBI's taxonomy places the organism in Eukaryota, Metazoa, Chordata, Actinopteri, Clupeiformes, Engraulidae. The transcript has 5 exons. The record is from RefSeq and is a predicted model, not a curated record. The coding region runs from base 1089 to 2255 and encodes 388 amino acids. Gene Ontology annotation, molecular function: zinc ion binding.